AUGGAAAGAGCCAGGCGAAGGGGAGGCGGCGGCGGCGGCGGCGGCGGCCGUGGCCGCGGCGGCAAGAAUGUAGGGGUCUCUGGCCUAAGCAAGAGUAGACUGUACCCCCAGGCCCAGCACUCCCACUACCCCCACUACGCGGCUUCAGCCACCCCUAGUCAGGCUGGGGGCGCCGCCGAAAUCCAGGAGCUGGCCUCCAAACGAGUGGACAUCCAGAAAAAGAGGUUUUACCUAGACGUGAAGCAGAGCUCGCGGGGCCGGUUCCUCAAGAUAGCCGAAGUCUGGAUAGGGAGAGGCCGGCAAGACAAUAUCAGAAAGAGUAAACUGACCCUCUCCCUGUCGGUGGCAGCGGAGCUGAAGGAGUGUCUAGGGGACUUCAUCGAGCACUACGCCCACCUGGGCCUGAAAGGCCACCGGCAAGAGCACGGUCACGGCAGAGAGCAGGGCUCCAGGAGGAGACAGAAGCACUCAGCGCCCUCCCCGCCGGUCUCGGUGGGGUCCGAAGAGCACCCCCACAGUGUCCUCAAAACAGACUACAUCGAGAGGGACAACAGGAAAUACUAUCUAGACCUGAAGGAAAACCAGCGGGGUCGCUUCCUAAGGAUUAGACAAACCAUGAUGCGGGGGACUGGCAUGAUAGGUUAUUUUGGCCACACUUUGGGCCAAGAGCAGACUAUUGUCCUCCCAGCUCAAGGAAUGAUCGAGUUCCGCGAUGCCUUGGUUCAGCUCAUCGAAGACUAUGGCGAAGGGGACAUCGAAGAACGCAGAGGUGGAGACGACGACCCCGUGGAACUCCCCGAGGGGACUUCUUUCAGAGUGGACAAUAAAAGGUUCUACUUUGAUGUGGGCUCUAAUAAAUAUGGAAUUUUCCUGAAGCUCACAAAUUACCCUAAAUCCAGAGGGAAUAUCAACCCUUUUCACUGUUGUCAAAUCCAGCAAAAGGAACAGCCCCAUGACACUACAAAAACAGUAGAGGAAUAAAGAAUAAAUCUCUCAUGUUACACUUCAGAAUAAAGGCAUUCGGUGAAAGAAAUGAACCGAAGUUCAUCGUGAAUGCGAGGCUUCUGUACUUGACAUUCCUCCACGGAAGGAAAGACAAGUGUCAGCACCAUUGGCAUCCUUUUCAAACCGAUCUGAUGUGGAAUAUCUUUCACCACACUGGAGUACUUCUAGACUCUAUUUUUUUUGUUGUUAUUUAUUUUGUUUUGUUUUCAUUCAUCAAACCUUUCUGUUUAAAAAAAAAAUUUGUCGGCAUUAGUAGAGAGAUAUAGAUUUGAAAAUACUUUCUUAAGAGAUCAUGUAACUAUAUAACUCUGAAUUUAAAAAUUGAGGAGGAGGGAUCAUUUCAACCCACCGCCUCUUCCAAGAAAACAUGUUUUUAAAUCUGUAACUGCUUUAGUGUUAACAGGGUACAAAGUGUUUUUUGUCCUUUAUUGUACUUAAAAGGUUCUCAUUGAUUGGUGAUUGUAUUGUACUGUAUGAAAAUGAGUCAUAAAUUGCCUUGUAUUGUUUCUAAGAGACCAUACCAUGUACCACUUCAGUUUUCAUGUUCCACAUUUUUCAGUGAUGCAUGUUAACAGUUAGGUCCGAAAAUUCUGUGGUGCUAAUUCUUCCAUAUCCGAUGGUGCUUCUGUGGAUGCUAACUGCACACAUGCUGAACAAAGCUUGAAGUUUAAAACUUUCCUCCCUUCCUCUGUUUAUAUAAAGUACAAUAAAAAUAACUUGAAUUUGUCUCAAAGUAUCACUGACAAUCUAAUAAACUGGUUUAUAUGUGUGA
Molecule: messenger RNA, 1777 nt
Organism: Odocoileus virginianus texanus
Lineage: Eukaryota; Metazoa; Chordata; Mammalia; Artiodactyla; Cervidae
Source: RefSeq, a predicted model, not a curated record